This is a messenger RNA of Alternaria arborescens, 1056 nucleotides long. RefSeq lists its product as hypothetical. The record is from RefSeq and is a predicted model, not a curated record. The transcript has 2 exons. NCBI's taxonomy places the organism in Eukaryota, Fungi, Ascomycota, Dothideomycetes, Pleosporales, Pleosporaceae. Bases 1 to 1056 code for a protein of 351 amino acids.
AUGGCCAUGCUAGACGUCCUCGACCUACCCCAGCUUUACACCAAGCCCUCCGCAGAGGCCCUCCUCUACACGCUCGCGCUCCUCACCACCGGUCCGCGGUCAUGGGAAUACACAAGCACGAGUGAUGAAGCCGGUAAUCGAGUGGAUUCUGGUGAGCCUGUUGUCCAGGUCAACCCAGAGGGCGUCACACGAUACCUCACUACUAUCAUCGGUAGCGGUUUACAAUGGAUUCAAGACGAUGAGGUCAAGGAGCGCAUCUGGGAUCAGGCCAGCGCCCGACUGAGCGAGCGCUCCGGUCGAUCUGCCAUGAGCACCAUGUCUCGCACAUUCCAAAUCCCUACCGCCUCUGAAUCCUUCGAGCUCAAGAUUCACGAGCCUGCUAUGACAGGCGACGAUCUAGGCCUGAAGACAUGGGCUGCUUCAUACAUGCUUGCUAAGCGCCUCAAGAACUUCAACCUCGUGCUGCCAGAUACACAUGAGAGGCUACAGGUCCUGGAGCUUGGGUCUGGUACCGGUUUAGUAGGAUUAGCAAUGGCCGGCCUUGGCGCAGACGUUGUUCUGACAGACCUGCCCAGCAUUUGCCCGAACCUGGCCUACAAUGCGCAGCAGAAUCGAGAAAUUGUCAGUCUCAAUGGUGGAGCAGUCCGCACAGCUGUGCUUGACUGGACACAUCCCACUCACUGUGAACCUUUGCCAAACGUCAACGGUACUGGCGACAAUCUAGCCAUUCCUGCAAAAUUUCCCUUAAUCUUGGCCGCAGAUUCACUAUACUCUCCAGAUCACCCACGCAUGUUAGUUGAUACCAUUGCCGCUUGGCUUUCUCCGGACAACGACGCUAGAGUAAUCAUCGAGUUUCCAUACAGAGACUGUUACUUGCCCGAGAUCAAGGACUUCCGUCGCCGGAUGCUUGAGCUCGGCUUAGAGAUAUUGGAAGAGGGAGAGGAGAGGGGACGGGAUGACUGGGGACCGUCAGAGACAAGCGAAGAUACAGAUGAUGAAGCGCUCGUGACUUGCUGGUGGUCAUGUUGGAAAAGGCAAAUUUCAAGGGCCAGCUGA